Messenger RNA from Spirometra erinaceieuropaei, 822 nucleotides. NCBI's taxonomy places the organism in Eukaryota, Metazoa, Platyhelminthes, Cestoda, Diphyllobothriidea, Diphyllobothriidae. The record is from the annotation of a GenBank genome assembly.
AUGGAGAGAUGCUCAAGUUCUUCGAAACGUCAGUCAAACAAUUCCCUUGAUCCGGUGAAUGCUGUCUCAGAGGCAUUCGCAGUGACCAAUGGAGUGAAGCAGGGUUGCGUACUGGCGCCUACCCUCUUCACUCUCAUGUUCUCUGCCAUGCUGAUGGACGCCUACCGCGACGAACGCCCCGGGAUCCGCAUCGCCUACAGGACGGACGAUCACCUCCUGAAUCAACGACGGAUGCACUUCAAAUCGCGCGUAUCCACAACCACCGUGCACGAACUCCUCUUCGCCGACGACUGCGCCCUGAACACCACCUCGGAAGAGGAGAUGCAACGGAGCAUGGGCCUGUUCUCCGCCGCCUGCGAGAACUUCGGUCUGGUCAUCAACACACAGAAGACGGUGGUGAUACACCAACAGCCACCCAACUCGGCCGCAACCCCCAACGCGCCGCCGCAAAUCAGCGUGAAUGGGACCCAACUGCAAGUGGUGGAGAACUUCCCGUACCUGGGCAGUACUCUCUCCCGCAACACCAAGAUCGACGACGAAGUCGCCAACAGGAUCUCGAAAGCCAGUCAAGCCUUCGGUCGCCUCCAAAGCACAGUUUUGAAUCGCCAUGGUCUUCAGCUGAGCACGAAGCUGAAGAUGUACAAGGCCCUCAUCCUGCCGACGCUAGUGUAUGGAGCGGAGACUUGGACGGUGUACGCAAAGCAGGCACGUCGUCUGAACCACUUCCACCUCAGUUGUCUUCGUCGCAUCCGGAGGCUGAACUGGCAGGAUCGAAUCCCCGACACUGAUGUGCUGGAACGGACGGGAUUCCUCAGCAUCUAA